AUGAACUCACAAUUAGAUGACUCAAAAGAAAGUGUUUAGUCUCAAUCUAUGGAAAGAUAUCUGCAGGCAGAAUCAGUUGGCAAUUCCCUUUCCCCUUAAAGAUAAGUAUAAACAUCGAGGAAUACUCAAGUCGGAGCAUCGAUAUUAAAAUUGCAGAAUGGCAAAUAUAGCAAUUAAUAAAAUGUAUUCAAAGAAGCACUCAAUAAAAAAAUGACUGAAUUGCAUAAGAAAUAGCAAAAACCAAUUGUUGAGGCUCCUAAAUAUCAAAUAGAAAUUAAGUAAAAAUAGCCAAAAAAAAUGGAUAAGGUGCAGUAAAACAUUAAAAAUGUGUAACUUAAGGCAGAGGAAGUUAAGAAAAAGAAAGAAGAAGAAAAACAAAAAGAAGAGAAAAUGAAAUAGAGUAAAGUAGAACAUGCUUAAGAGGAUCUCGACGAAGUAUUUUAGGAAACAGUAAACAGAUUGUACAAUUAUGAAAAGUAAAGAUUGAAAUAGUUGAAUAAAAUGAUAGAAGAUGAAAAAAACAAAGAUAAAUUAAUUAUGACUGCAAGACCCAUGAUAAAUGAACGAAGUUGUAAAUUAUUAGAAAGAAAACUAAAGUAACUUGUAAAUGAGGAGGAGGAUUACAAAAUGAUAUAUUAAUUUAAAGAUGCAGAUGUUUAGGUUGAUCUAUUGCCAGGUUUGCCCAAACUGAAAGACUAUCUAUCAAUAAAUGUUAAGAAGACAAUCAAUUUGGGAUAGGAAAUUCAAAUCAUCAAGGAAGAGAAUAUAAUGGAACCUAUCGAUCCAGCUGAGGAUGUCCAAUAUAAAGAGGGUUCAUGCCAUGCAAUUGUAUAAACCAAUGAAAUUAAAUUUAAAAUUGGAGACACCAUUAAAAAGUAACAAUAGCAAUAACAGCCUUAACAAUAAUAAUAAAUAACCUAAUUUGCAACCCAGGAUACUCCUAAUAAAAAGGUGCAAAAUUAAAGACAAAAACGUUUAGACUUUAUGGAAGCCUAAGGACAGCGAGUUAAAACUGAAUGUUAAUAUUAUGUGCCAUUACAUAUUCGUUAAUAAAAAAUCAUUUAAAAAAAAGAGGAAUGGAUGAAAUCUUAGAUUGAACUCAAAAAGUAAAAGGAGGAGGAAUCCAUCAGAGCUGAAUAGGAACAAUGGGAAAAAGAGAAGUUGAAGUGGUCUAAAAGGAAAGAUCCAAAUAAAUCUAUGUAAUAGGAAAUUAAUGUUGAAGAGUUUGCAAAUUCUUAAAUCCAUUGGCUAGAAAAAAGAAAUGAACACAUUUUAACAGAGUAGAUAAAGAAGGAUAAGGACAUGCUAUCAUCAUUAACUUUUAGACCGUAAAUACAAAAAAGAAAUAUUGAAAAUUAUAAUACUACUAAAGUUGAAGAUAGAUUACUUGAUUAUCAAUAAAAAAAAUAAGAAAAUUUACAAAAACUAGAGAAUAAAUACUUGCCUACUUUUCAACCGAACAUUAACUAAAAAACUGUUCUUAAUAUGGAUUGGGCAUCAAAAAGCUUCAAUAAUACUUCUUCGAAUAAACUAUGGCAAUGA
This is a messenger RNA of Paramecium tetraurelia, 1542 nucleotides long. RefSeq lists its product as uncharacterized. The record is from RefSeq and is a predicted model, not a curated record. The transcript has 5 exons. NCBI's taxonomy places the organism in Eukaryota, Ciliophora, Oligohymenophorea, Peniculida, Parameciidae.